Tilletiaria anomala UBC 951 is the source of this 1491-nucleotide messenger RNA. RefSeq lists its product as uncharacterized. Bases 1 to 1491 code for a protein of 496 amino acids. The record is from RefSeq and is a predicted model, not a curated record. NCBI's taxonomy places the organism in Eukaryota, Fungi, Basidiomycota, Exobasidiomycetes, Georgefischeriales, Tilletiariaceae. The transcript has 3 exons.
AUGAAGCAGAUUGCCGCAACCGACUACGCGACUGCCUGCCUCUUUCACAAUUGCGAUGUGCUGGUGCUCCACAAUGAUGCCGCCCAUCGUGUGACGUUCCCGUUCAAUCGCUUCCGCGCUGACCUCGCGAUGAAUGCCUACGGGCCGCAUAGGCCACAGCAAGAGCGUGCAAAGCCGAUCAUCACCAAGAUCACCAGCUCCGGAACAACCUUCGUGGCCACGUCGGACAUGGGAGAUCUCUUCACAUUCUCGAUCGAUCAACCAUCCGAUUCAGUGAGGGACGUCACGAUCGCGUCGGAUGGCUCUGCGAUUCUUUGCACGGAAUUAGGACAUGUCUUCGUCCGAGCAAAGCGGUCAGAGGGCGGCGGUGGUGCACAGACCUCCAAGUAUACCCCGAACAUUGGCGGCAAAGGAGUCAGAAAAGGUGGCUUCAAGUUCUACCAGAUACCUCAUCUCCAACGAGUUGUGAAAGUGGCCAUGAACGCGAGUGGCGGCUUCUGCGCGAUACGAUCCGACGCUAUCGGCAAAGAGAUCAAAGCCCGUGGCGGGUCGCUCGAAGAAGCUCUGCAAAGUCAAUUACCCCACCUUCGCACCUACAGCCUGCAGGACUCGGAUCAAGGCAUCAGCAUCUCUGUCGGCAUCAUGAACGUGAUGACGCCAGUGCCAGAGGUUGAGGAACAGUCGGACACGGAUGACGGGGAGGAUGAACGCGCUUCCAGCCUCCGAUACGUGCGCAUUGCACAACUCAUCGGAGAAUCUGUCCGCCGCCGCGUGCCGGUGCUGGCCAAAGCUCUGGAGACACCAGGAACCAAAGGCAUCCUUCCACCAGGCGUCGGCGGCAAGCAAGCAGCUCCAGGAAUAGUCACUCUGACACUCCCGAGCUGCAGUUUCCACACGACACUCUUCCUGCUGCACUACCUCUACGCCGAUGACUUGCCUCCUGUCUGGACCGCUUCGAUCGGGAUGCAGGUAGAACGCUCGUACAGCGCGCUGCGCAUCGAUCGCGAGACCGUUCGGAACCAGCGUCAGACGCUAGCUGCUUUGCUGCAGCUCUCCGCCCUUGCCCCGUCCCUCGAAUCGCCUGUUCCGCGUCCCCCAACUCUCACUCUUCGGCGAGACAUGGAAAGCGCCUUCGAAAAGUACGUCAGCUCGCCAGAUGCGGGUGCCGACAUCUAUGACGUCGAGCUCCGCUUUAAAAGAUCGGACCGUACCAGCUCACUCGGUGAUCCUGCGUCGGUCCCCUUUGUUCACCUCGGCGCUGAACCCCCCCCCUUCUCUUCCGGCCGGUGGAAAGGCGGCUUGCUCGAGAUCGACAUGACGAACAUGCAGUGGACAAUCAUGCAGGUCGUGCUGCGGUAUCUGUACGCCAACUCUGGCGUCGCAGUGUUCAAAGGGUGCAACCAGGGCGUCGCGCAAGAAGACUUCAUCGAUGAUAUCGUGGAGGUCCUUGCCGCUGUCGAUCAUCUUCUCCUCGAGAAGCUCUCUCUCUGA